This is a messenger RNA of Venturia canescens, 4714 nucleotides long. RefSeq names its product paramyosin, long form-like. The coding region runs from base 367 to 3012 and encodes 881 amino acids. The record is from RefSeq and is a predicted model, not a curated record. Gene Ontology annotation, molecular function: actin filament binding; microfilament motor activity. The transcript is spliced from 16 exons. Gene Ontology annotation, cellular component: myosin filament; myosin II complex; cytoplasm. Lineage: Eukaryota; Metazoa; Arthropoda; Insecta; Hymenoptera; Ichneumonidae.
ACGAACGACGACUGGUCGCGCACUACGAGUAGGGCGCUGGUCGGCUCCGAAACCCAGAAGAAGAGACGACUCGUUAGACGAUAGCCGAGACGAAAAACCACGACUAGCAAACGCUCACCUACCCUAACCAAGUCGUUCUCUCUCUCUCUCUCUCUCUCUUUCUUUUUAUCCGACUCUCACUCUCUCAUUUAUUUCACUAUAUAUUUUUUACUUUGAAUCCACACGGACGGAUACACACUUCAUAUCUCGGCCACGAGGAGAUUUUUGACGGAGGAGGGCAAGUCCUCUGGCGAGAAGAAUAAAUCAACGAUAGCAGGAUACGAGGAAAGGUGAAAACGAGCGAGGAUCGAGGAGAAACAGGAAAAAAUGUCGUCUUCAGCGGUGCAUCAAGCAAAAACAUCCAAGUACACCUACCGCUCAAGCGGGGGUGGAGGAUCGGCCGACGUCAGCAUCGAAUACAGCGCCGACCUGACCGCUCUCUCCAGGCUCGAGGACAAAAUUCGCCUGCUCCAGGAUGAUUUGGAGUCCGAGAGAGAGUUGCGUCAGAGGAUCGAACGUGAGCGCGCCGAUUUAAGCGUGCAAGUAAUUCAGCUGUCCGAACGCCUUGAAGAGGCCGAGGGUGGCGCCGAAUCUCAGUUUGAGAUCAACAAGAAGCGAGACACGGAACUGUUGAAGCUCCGUAAACUCCUCGAAGAUGUGCAUCUCGAGAGCGAGGAAACCGCUCACCAUCUGCGCAAGAAGCACCAAGAAAUCGUGGUCGAUUUUCAGGACCAGAUCGAUCAGCUGUCAAAGGCCCGCGCUAGAUCUGACAAGGAAAAAGCCAAGUUUCAACAAGAAGUAUACGAACUCCUCGCUCAACUCGAAAAUGUCACGAAGGAGAAAUCCCUAUCGAUGAAGACGGUCGAGAAGCUCGAGAUUCACGUUUCCGAGCUCAAUGUCAAAAUCGAAGAACUGAACCGCACGAUAAUCGACAUCACGAGCCACAAGACUCGUAUCUCACAAGAGAAUAUUGAACUGGUCAAGGAAGUCCAAGACCUCAAGGUUAACAUGGAGAGCAUAAAUUACACCAAGACUCAACUAGUUAGUCAAUUGGAGGAUUCGCGUCGUCGUCUCGAAGACGAAGAUCGCCGUCGCGCAAUGGUCGAAGCAUCCUUGCACCAGGUCGAAAUCGAAUUGGAAUCGGUCCGCGUUCAACUCGAGGAAGAGUCCGAAGCUCGUUUGGACCUCGAGCGUCAACUGGUCAAGGCCAACGGCGAGGUCUCCGUCUGGAGGUCCAAGUACGAGACCGAAGCUAACGCCCGCGCCGAAGAGGUCGAGGAACUCCGUCGCAAAUACACUUGCCGUAUUCAAGAACAGGAAGAACAAAUCGAGAAUCUUCUCGUUAAGAUAAACAAUCUUGAGAAGCAGAAAUCUCGUCUUCAAUCCGAGGUCGAAAUUCUCAUAAUUGACUUAGAAAAGGCCAAUUCAACCGCUCGGGAGCUCCAGAAACGCGUUGAACACAUGGAAAAGGUCAACAUCGAAUUGAAAUCGCGCAUCGAGGAAACUGUCACCCUGUACGAACAGAGCCAACGCGAUCUUCGCAACAAACAACAGGAGCUGAUGCGCUGCAACGCCGAGUUGGAGAAAACUCGUGACCUCAAGGAACAACUUGCACGUGAAAACAAGAAACUUGGAGAUGACUUGAACGACGCGAAGAACCAGCUCGCCGACAUGAACCGCAGACUCCACGAGUUGGAACUCGAACUCCGUCGUCUUGAGAACGAGCGCGAGGAGCUCGCUGCCGCCUACAAGGAAGCUGAAGCCGGACGCAAAGUCGAGGAACAACGAUCGCAGAGACUCUCUGCCGAGUUGAGUCAACUUCGUCACGAAACGGAGCGUCGUCUUGCCGAGAAGGACGAAGAGAUCGAAGCUAUUCGCAAGCAAACGAGCAUCGAGAUCGAACAAUUGAACGCUCGCGUCGUCGAGGCUGAAACGAAACUCAAGACCGAAGUGCAGCGAAUCAAGAAGAAGCUGCAGAUUCAGAUAACCGAACUCGAGCUCUCACUCGAUGUUGCAAACAAGAACAAUAUUGAUCUUCAAAAGACGAUCAAGAAGCAGUCGCUCACACUUACGGAACUGCAAGCUCAUUACGACGAGGUUCAGCGCCAGUUGCAGGUGACCCUCGAUCAACUUGGCAUCAGCCAGCGUCGUUUACAAUCUUUGACUGCUGAGCUCGAAGAAGUUCGCGGCAACUACGAAUCCGCACUUCGGGCCAAGAGGACCGUCGAGCAGCAGUACGAAGAAUCGGUCAGUCGAAUCAACGAGCUUACGACGAUAAACGUGAACAUUGCAUCGUCGAAGGCAAAGAUUGAACAAGAAUUGACAGCUCUUGCCGGUGAUUACGAGGAAGUUACGAAAGAACUUAGAGUCAGCGACGAAAGAUAUCAGCGUGUACAGAACGAGUUUAAGCACACCGUUGAAAUUUUGCACGAAGAACAAGAGCGUAUCGUCAAGAUCGAAGCUAUCAAGAAAUCUCUCGAGAUCGAAGUUAAGAAUCUCUCGAUUCGUCUCGAGGAGGUCGAGGCCAAUGCGAUUGUCGGUGGUAAACGCAUCAUCAGCAAGCUCGAGGCCAGAAUCCGCGAUUUGGAAUUGGAAUUGGACGAGGAGAAGCGCAGGCACUCGGAGACGGUGAAGAUACUCCGCAAGAAGGAGCGUCACAUCAAGGAAGUGAUGAUUCAGGUUGAGGAGGACGCCAAGAACGUCUCGUUGCUCCAGGAGUCUUUGGACAAAGCGUGCCAGAAGGUCAACAUCUACAAGAGGCAAUUGCAGGAGCAAGAGGGUAUGUCGCAGCAGAGCGUUACGCGAGUGCGUCGUUUCCAGAGAGAAUUGGAAGCUGCGGAAGAUCGUGCCGACACGGCUGAGAGCAAUUUGACGCUGAUCCGUGCGAAGCACCGUAGUUUCGUAACGACCUCCUCAGUCCCCGGAUCCCAGGUCUACCUUGUCCAGGAGACGAGGCGAGAGGAGAGCAUGUAAAGAAAAACCAAAUACUGAUGAAAAAAACCGCGUCUCGAUCUAAGGAAAAAAAAAAGAUAUUAAAAAAAAAAGUAUAAAAAAAACACACACACACACAGCCAAAAAUACCGCUCAGUCCUACCCCAAAAGCGAAAAGAUAAUAAUGAAAAAAAAAAAAAACAAAAGAAACGCCUGGAACCCUCCGUGAAUGCGAACCUAGCGUGCAAUAUCGCUGAGCCGAAUAAUGAGAUUAAAAUAAAAGCAUACGCACACUCGACCACACUCAUACACGAACACUCGAACGUUUUUUUGAAAAAAAAAAUCAUUAAAUUGCGUCCUUUCCAACGUUAUUAUGUUACUCUCGAUCUUACUGUAGCGAUAGUGAAAAAAAAAAGAAGAAAAAGAAACAACCAAAAAAUGACAAAAAUAGGCCACAUUCGAUCUAGUCAACCUCUCCUUUUCGAAUGGAAAUACGAAAGAGUAAAUGACCUGCUCGAGGAAAUCGCCUUUGUAUAGGCGACGACGAACAAAGCCGCUUUUCUAUUCGUUCGUUUCUCGUGCGGAGAUCGUUGAGCGCGCAGGACAACCCGUCACCGAGAUGCCAUGGUUUUUUUUUUUUUGCAAGAAUUCUCAUGAACCAACUCUGAAGGAAAUAAUACGAAUAUCACCGAAACUUCAUCUCCGUUAAUGACACAAAUAUUUAUAUAAAAUCGAGAAAGAAAAAAAUGUUAAUCGUGCAAACGCAAACACUUAACGGAACAUCUCACAAACACACGAACACGCACCCACAGAGACGAUCGCCCGCUGGAUUUGUUAAGAAACUAUUUUAUUUUUAUAAAAGAGAAAAUAAGUGAGAUAUAGAGCGGUUGACACACGCACACACGGACACGAAGAUGGUAGAUUUUUGGGUGUUGCACUCGGCCAAUAUUUCUUAUUGUCGCACCGCAGACGAGGAAACAAGGAAAAUCUCAAAAUCACUAUCAAAUGACAAUGAAUAACGUCGAUAAUGGACACGGAGAUUCGAUUGUGAAGCUCAAACUUUCGAGUGCUAUUCGCUUGCGAUAACAAUAUUAUAAUUCACUACGAAAAAAAAUCCAAAACGUUUUUUUUUACCUUCAGGAUCUCGAAUCAGUGUAGCCACGAAAAAAAUCAAAACCAUAAAUCUAUCUACGAAUACGAACGAAUUGUAAAGAUUCGAGUACACUCGAUCGACACUCGAUAUCGCGACGAAUUCCAACAUUUUCAGCGACAAAACAAUAAAAAGUCUUCGCUUCGUCCACGAGGAGGAAAACACAUCGAAAUAUACCGUCAGAUCAAAUGAACAACAAAUCCAAAGAAAGAUAAAUUGCAUUAUUAUACUACUUACCGAACAUCAUCUCACUUCUAAAGAAAACAUCGCACCGACCGAUGAUUAUCGGUAUGUCUAUUUAUACAUGUGUAUACCCCCCACAGUUAUACAUUUAUACAUAGAUGUACGAAUAAUCCUCAUUUUAAUUUAUCGUUAAAGUAAGGAAAAAAAUAAAUACGUAUACACGUCUACCAAACGUACAUACAUAUUGUAUUUAAAUAUUAAUAAUAAUAAUAAUAAUAAUAAUAAUUCUACUCUACUACUACAUAGAUAGGUAUUAUUUUGCCCAUUCACAGAGCCUCGUUGUACGACAUACACAUUAACCUGUGUCAACAUAUAUAAUUUAAUAAUAAACUGAAACGCGUACGUACGAAA